This is a messenger RNA of Pisolithus orientalis, 1137 nucleotides long. RefSeq lists its product as uncharacterized. The coding region runs from base 1 to 1137 and encodes 378 amino acids. NCBI's taxonomy places the organism in Eukaryota, Fungi, Basidiomycota, Agaricomycetes, Boletales, Pisolithaceae. The transcript is spliced from 6 exons. The record is from RefSeq and is a predicted model, not a curated record.
AUGAGACACCCAAAUUUCAGGCCCUUGCUUGAGACAACCUGUCUGUCUUUGCUGCUCCUAUCUGCAGUCGACUUGAAGUGUAAUUUAAAAACCAAGUAUCAAAAACAGAAUGUGCUACUUGGGCAGAUUGGUGCUGGAUGUACCUACAAGGCUCUGGUAGAGAGCAGCAGCACAAAAAAUCCCAUCACAAUGAUCAAGAAGGAAUUUCCAUGGUGGGGGGAAUUGCAUGGAUGGUGGCACACAAACCAUGCCUACAAUAGCACCUGGAGUGCAGCUGAUAGUGGGCAGAAAUUCACAAGGCAUGUGGUUGAGCUGUUCAAGCUGUGGCCAGACCCAUUAGGUGGGGAUCCCAGUUUUUCCUCAGCAGAAGAUUUGAUGAGUGUGGAUGUCAAGAUGCCAUUGCUGAUGAUCCAACUGCUCCCUCCCCCAUUCUGUUCUGAGCAGGGGUCAUCAUCAUCUGCAGCCCCACCACUCCCCCACUUCAGAUCAUCACCACUAUCUGCUGCUCCCUUGCCUGUGCUAUUUUUUUCUGAGUCAAUGUUUGCCUCCCCAUCCCCCCUCCCAUUUUUUUCUCAAAAGCCCGCACCAUCUCCCCUUCCUCCUGUUGCAUCUGAGCACUUGUCACUUGCCCCAUUGCUGUCCCCCAUGCCUGGGUCACCUGCCAUCCUGUCCCUCCACCCCUCUGUUUUUAACAAGGGCAAUCCUAUCAACUUGAAUGACAAUCCCCCCUUCCCAUUUGUAUCCCCCUGUCCAAAACUCCAGCCCAUACAUCCAUCCCUUGAACAGGACCAAGCCCUUCUUAAACCCAGCUGUCAUCAAAGUCAUCCUCAGUUCCAACAGGCACAACAAGAAAGGUCAGAGGUGAAAUGUCACCAUCUCCAGUACAGCUACUGGAAGGAGAAUGGGAAGGCCAACAGCCACCUGGCUGAAUGCCAGCACCAGUUCACAAUGCAGCAUGAGCAGUAUGCCCAUGAGGAAGCUAUGGUAGCUCAGGAGCUAGAGAAGAUGAAACUCACAGUGAAGUUGGAAGAGCUUUGGGGGCAGAACCUAACCCUGCAGAGGGGUGUAGCUGGUGGUGAGGACCAAGGCCCUUCAUUGACUAAUGAAGAUGUUCACAAACUCAACAACAGUUUAUGA